GGACAUGAACACCCCAUGUCUCUUCGUUACUUUGUGCAUCAAUGCAAACCUCCCACUGACACGCGAAUGCCCCCUGGCUCCUUGUUACUUUGUACACCAACGCAGCGUUGACUUCCUUGUGUUUGCAGACCACGUGACAGUUUCACCGAUCCGGUGUGAAGACCCAGCGGGAGGUACGGAGAUGACGCAGGUGACCACCGAACCGUUCGGGGACGUCGACGAGGGUUCCGUGGAGAAGUGGGUCCUGCGGUCCUCCCUCGUCACGGUGGAAGUCCUCACCCUCGGUUGCAUCAUCAGAUCGAUCCGUUGCUCGGACAGGAAGGGAAGGGUGGAUGACGUGGUCCAGGGGUACGACCACCUGGAAGGCUACGCCACCGACCGGCGGUACUUCGGCGCGCUGGUGGGCCGCGUGGCCAACAGGAUCGCCGGGGGGCGAUUCGUGGUGGACGGGGUGGAGUAUCGGCUGGCCGUCAACAACGGGCCCAACGCCCUGCACGGCGGGCUCAGGGGCUUCAACAAGGCCGUCUGGCGGGCAGAGAGGGUUGAAGACGGCGUGUGUUUGAGGCACACCAGUCCAGACGGAGAUCAGGGCUACCCAGGAGAAGUGCAGGUCGCUGUCACCUACACCCUGAAGGGAGGAUCGCUGAGGAGCCGGUACCAGGCCAGAGCCACCAGAACCAGCCCCAUCAACCUCACCAACCAUUCCUACUUCAACCUGGCGGGCCAGGCCGUAGAAAACGUCUAUGACCACGAGGUGUCCAUCCAGGCCCAGUCCUACCUGCCUGUGGACGGGACCUCCAUCCCUACAGGUGAGGUGAGAGCCGUGGAGGGCUCGCCCUUUGACCUCCGGAAACCAGAUCUGAUUGGCUCUCUGCUCAAGCCCCUCCCAGGCCCAGGGUUCGAUCACAACUUCUGUUUAGCCUCUCCGGGGGACCCAUGGGCCCUCAGACCCGCUGCCAGGGUGUGUCAUGCAGAGAGUGGGCGUGUCCUGGAGGUUUCCACCAGCCAACCAGGUGUCCAGUUCUACACGGCCAACUUCCUGGAUGGCUCUGUGGUGGGGAAGGGAGGUUCCCGCUACGCCAAACACAGCUCCUUCUGCCUGGAGACGCAGAGCUGGCCUGACGCCAUCAACAAGCCCUCCUUCCCCUCAUGUCUGCUGCGUCCCGGGGAGGAGUAUCUCCACGAGACCACCUUCAGCUUCUCCACCGUCUGAACCAGACGACCUCCGACCUUUGACCUGACUCCUGACCUCCAGAGUCUCCAUCAGUGACCUGGAGACAUCUUGGUUUUCUCCUCAGUACUAAAUCAUCAUAAACAAGACUUUCUAGUUGACCUGCAUUAUGUCUAUACGUAUAUCUGAAGUUGAUUAGCAUCGUCUCAACAUUCAUGUCUAAUUUUGUAUACAUUUUACAUUAUUGAGAAAUUAUUAAAUUAUAUGCAUAAUGUAAUUAUUUAUAUUUCCUCCAGGGGCUGCUGCACCCCCUAUCUCCCUCUACAUUUGGCGAGCCAGCCAUUAGUGUUCUAACUCAGCCUACCGAUAACACGACAGAGAGCAGGGACCUCUGUAAAGGGUUAGAGAUAUGGCCGAGUCGAUGGGACAAAUUACUGAAAACAAUGAACUAUUUAAUCGUUGCUUUUUUAAAGUUAUGACUUGAUGGUAUUAAAUCAACGAAAGGAAACAUAACAAAAUAGAGCAUGUCACAGAUACCAUAACACAUAAACCAUAUCAAAAUACAGGCCGUAAGUAAUAAUAACAAUACUAAACUAAGCCGGCAUAAUAUAUAAAUGAAAACUAAAUAAAACAAUACUGUACAAAAAAAACCUCUUGCAGUCCUGUUGAUGAAUAGUAGUCCUCUUUGCUCCUCCGAGUCAAAGAACACGGUACUCAAACGUCCAGGUGAACGGCAACGGGCGUCCUUGAAUGUCUGAAAGACCUCGAAAGUAUGGGGAAAGUCUGCGAAAGACCGUGGAAAGGACAAAGGCUCUCCUCACUGGCUUGUCGCUCGAUUCCUCUUCGCCAGAGGAAGGUGAGCCAACCCUCGUGGUCACACCCGCUAUCUGGUGCGGCGGUCCACGGGAAAAUCCCUUCGUAAUAGCGACGCUGGCUGCGUUAGCUAGC
Gadus chalcogrammus (walleye pollock) is the source of this 2119-nucleotide messenger RNA. It is a transcript of the gene galm, whose product is annotated as galactose mutarotase. The coding region runs from base 5 to 1213 and encodes 402 amino acids. Gene Ontology annotation, biological process: beta-D-galactose catabolic process via UDP-galactose, Leloir pathway; glucose metabolic process. Lineage: Eukaryota; Metazoa; Chordata; Actinopteri; Gadiformes; Gadidae. The transcript is spliced from 8 exons. Gene Ontology annotation, molecular function: carbohydrate binding; aldose 1-epimerase activity. The record is from RefSeq and is a predicted model, not a curated record.